CCUCGUGAAUUCCACGCCCCCUUCCUUUCUUCUUCUUCUUCUUCUCCGUUGGAAGCAAUUUGUCUUUGGUCAAAGACAUUGAUUCCCUCAAUCUCUUGCAAAUUUCAAAGCUCCUAGAUCCCCAGUUUCUCUUCAGAGUUUUCAGACAUCACCCGGUCGUGAGGUAGGUAGCUCUCUCUCUCUCUCUCUCACUGGUGAUAAUGGCUAGCAAUGAGAUGGAGAAAUCUAGUAAAGAGAAGGAACCUACAACGCCUCCUCCUCCUCCUCCCUCUUCACAGGAGCCUUCCUCGGCUGUGAGUGCUGGCAUGGCUACUCCUGAUUGGUCUGGCUUUCAGGCAUAUUCUCCUAUGCCGCCUCAUGGGUUUGUGGCUUCAAGUCCACAACCUCACCCUUAUAUGUGGGGGGUUCAGCAUAUGAAUAUGAUGCCUCCUUAUGGAACUCCACCUCAUCCUUAUGUUGCAAUGUAUCCCCCAGGUGGCAUGUACGGGCAUCCUUCAAUGCCUCCGGGAUCUUAUCCAUAUAGCCCCUAUACUAUGCCUUCUCCCAAUGGAAUGACCGAAGCUUCUGGGAAUACUACAGGCGGCACUGAGGGUGGUGAUGCUAAACAAUCCGAAGUGAAGGAAAAAUUGCCUAUCAAAAGAUCAAGAGGAAGCUUGGGAAGUUUGAACAUGAUUACAGGAAAGAACAAUGAGCCUGGGAAAAACUCAGGAGCAUCAGCUAAUGGAGCUUACUCUAAAAGUGGAGAGAGUGUUUCUGAUGGUUCAAGUGAAGGAAGUGAUGCGAACUCUCAAAAUGGCUCGGGAUCUGGACAAGAGGGGAGGGAUGAGAAUGGUGAUUCUGCUAAUGCCCCCCGGAAUGGUACACCUGUGAGUCAGACCGUGCCAAUCAUGCCAAUGCCAGCUGCAGGCCCACCAACGAAUUUAAACAUUGGGAUGGAAUAUUGGGGCGCUCCUACUUCAGCAGCUAUCCCUGGAAUGCACGGGAAAGCAUCUGCACCUGUUCCUGGAGUCGCUGCUCCAGUCUCUCGAGAUGGUGGCCAUUCACAACCCUGGUUGCAGGACGAUAGAGAAAUUAAGCGACAGAAGCGGAAGCAGUCCAAUAGGGAGUCUGCUCGAAGAUCUAGAUUGCGUAAACAGGCGGAAUGUGAUGAACUGGCACAACGAGCUGAGUUGCUGAAUGAAGAAAACGCAACUCUCAGAGCAGAAAUCAACAGGCUCAAAAGCCAGUGCGAUGAGCUCACCUCUGAGAAUACCUCUCUCAAGGAUCAGCUUCUAUCAUUCCCUUCACUUGAAGGCAUUAACAUGGACAAGGACGACCAAGAACCAGAGACCUAUCAAACAGGCGUCACAGAGAGAAAGGCUGAUGAUACCUACAAAAGCUCAACGUGAAAGAAAAAACAUACAGCGAAAUACAGUGUUACAAAAAGUGGCAGCAGCCACAACAACAAGACUCGGCGGUUCUUUGCUAACAGAUGUUUGUAGGAUAUUAGGUAUUAGAGAUCAAUUGGUCCGGAAUAGUUUCUUAGCCCUUGUUGAAUAUGGUUGGUCCUGUCUGUGUACUACGUAAGCUACUAAAGUGGUUUGAAUCCUAGUUGCAGAAGUGUAUCUGAGGCAAUGUACUUCUUAUGUAUCCAAUAUACCAUUUUUUAAUUUAGAUUUUUUUUUUGGAAUUUCA
This is a messenger RNA of Brassica rapa (field mustard), 1674 nucleotides long. Its product is annotated as bZIP transcription factor 16. Gene Ontology annotation, molecular function: sequence-specific DNA binding; DNA-binding transcription factor activity. The record is from RefSeq and is a predicted model, not a curated record. Lineage: Eukaryota; Viridiplantae; Streptophyta; Magnoliopsida; Brassicales; Brassicaceae. Gene Ontology annotation, cellular component: nucleus. Gene Ontology annotation, biological process: regulation of DNA-templated transcription.